Rhopilema esculentum is the source of this 2169-nucleotide messenger RNA. RefSeq lists its product as uncharacterized. The record is from RefSeq and is a predicted model, not a curated record. NCBI's taxonomy places the organism in Eukaryota, Metazoa, Cnidaria, Scyphozoa, Rhizostomeae, Rhizostomatidae. Gene Ontology annotation, cellular component: nucleus. Gene Ontology annotation, molecular function: RNA polymerase II cis-regulatory region sequence-specific DNA binding; DNA-binding transcription factor activity, RNA polymerase II-specific; zinc ion binding. Gene Ontology annotation, biological process: cell fate commitment; positive regulation of transcription by RNA polymerase II; negative regulation of transcription by RNA polymerase II.
UGCUGAUAAAGAGUGCAAAUUUCAAGUGCAGUCACACACAUACUGAAUAAGCUUUGCAAUACAGUUUGAUGCCAAUAGAAUCAGUGUAGGUAUAUAUUUGCAGCUAUUUAAAUAUGGAAGUCGUUCCUGUUUUCGAAAGACGAUUUUUCUCGCCUGCUGCUCAACAUCAAAGUCAGAGUCAACUAGCAUCUGCUGAUUACACAAAAAAAGAAAAUUUAGUAGAAACAGGCGCUUUGCAGCUACCGGGUUGGCAGACAGACCACAGUCGUUUUUACUGCAGCCAGAGUUUACCAAACCACUGCGUACAUCGCUACUCAACGACUACAUCAUCGAAUUCCAAUCUCGAGAUGCUAAGCCACGGAACCCACUCGGGAAGCUCGUGGUAUCCAUACAGUUACAACGCAGAGGCUUACUUAGCGUCAAGAGCAACCGAUGUCCCUUCAUACCAUGGAUUAGACCAGCGACUAUCACCUUCUAAAGCCGGAUUCCCAAUGACAUCAGUAGCUUCCUCCAGUAUGUACCCACAUUCAAACUUGAACAACUCAUUCCACAGAAAUUCCAGGGCCGUAGAUGAUGUCCUUCAAAGUCAGUAUACGUCCCCGUACCGUGUCAACACUGCCUACUCCGACUUACCUUUGGAUGCCAAGAGAGAAUGGGAGCUAAGCUUCAUGAAAGGAAUGCCAUACUCAUUUGGACAUGAAGAGUACAAGUCUCUACCCGCCUACUAUGGUUCACAUCAUUUUGGGUACACUAAUGACAUCAAACCAGAGUCAAGAACAAAGAAAUCUGGAAAUUUUUGCUCAAAUUGCAAGACAACUGAAACAACAUUAUGGAGACGCGAUACUGAGGGCAAGCCAGUCUGCAAUUCAUGCGGCUUGUACUAUAAACUGCAUAAGGUAAACAGACCUCUAGCAAUGAAGAAAAAUGUUAUCCAAAAGAGAAACAGAAAAUCUACAGGCAAGAGCAAACGAUUGAAACAGGACCCAAUAAAGAUAGGCUGCGUAUAAAAUCGUAUAUUGUUACUUCUUAAAGCUUAUUUAUAUCUAUAAUUAGAAACUAGUUUAUUAUCAGAUAGAAAUGUGCAAAGCAAACAGAAUUAUGUAAAUCAAACUAGAAAUGCAAAUUGCGAAUUGACAAAAAUGUCUUGAUUUAAAAACAAUUUCUUGAUAAACAAUUUUUGGCUACUAAAAGACCAAAAGAAGGUUUUGUUUAAUGUUUUAAUGAUAAACAUAAAUUGCAAUAAUCUUUGGUUCAAAUGUACAAAGCACCCUGAAACGUUGUAAAAAGAUACCUUUGGCUAGAUUCUAAGGCUAUUUACAUCCAUGAAUAAGGCUCCAUAAAUCGGUAGAAAUUGGAUGUAAAUGAUAAUAGUAAUUUGGUAAUAGUUGAAAAAUGUAUUCUCCAAAAAUUUCCUUGUAUCAAAAAUUGGCAUGCGAUGAUUAAUAAAUAUUCUGUAUUUAAAGUAAUCGUCAGUGUGAUAAAUUGUUAUUUUUGGUUACUCAGUCUAAAGGAAGAGACUGAGAACUUGCAGAAAAAAUUAUGAAGUAAUAUCGUAUUUUGAAAUGAGAUAGCAAUGAGGCGAACCUUUUUUGGUGUAUAUAGAAGAAAAGUGCAUUUAUUCAGCCUAUCUGUACAAUUGUAAUGGGACACUUUCCCCUUUGCCUGGUCAGACUGGCACAAUCGUCAGAUGGCACACAGAAUAGGCUUUUAAGAAAUUGUACGUGAAAGAGUAGCAGUGAAAUUGACAUAAUUUUACGAGUAAAGCUCGAGAAAAAUACUGCAGUUUCAGUAAAUGUUGAUAUGGUGCGAUUUCUCGUCAGGUUACUAAUGAUAUAAGUCCUUCUUUUUACGUUUAAAUUAAUACUUUCACAAAUUCUCUAUUUUCCAACGUCAAAGGCAAUGAGUGAAGAGUUUCAACACUUUCAUAAGGAAACAUUUCAUUGAUAGUUUUAUGAAGCCCCUGUGAAAAUCGAUUGCGGCAUUAGCGUUGUAAGCGUAUAUUGACCAGUCAAUCCGAACAUGUGACAAAGCAAACUUCAAUAUUCAUUUAAUAUAUUUAACAAUAACAUUUCGUCUUUGUUAUGUUAGAAUAACUGCAAAUGCUUAUUCUUUAAAGUAACUGCCGUGGACAUUGUAAAUGCUUAUGUUUUCAAAACAUUUAUUCAACUA